AGAGGUGGGAGUAGCUUUCUAUCAGCCUAUCUCUCAGUGAGAGCCUGCUUGCCUAACUCUCAUUAGCGCUCACAGAAAGUUCAUAACACACAUGCCAUGCAUGUGAAGGAAGCCAACACAACCUGAAUGUGCUGAUUUGUUGUAGUAUUCUUCUCCCUUUACCUCUGAGCAGCCUUGGGGAGAGACACCACGCCUGGAGGAGAAAUAAAGAGAGAAAGAGAGAGAAUAACAGAGUGAGGGAGGGGGACUUGAGCUGGUGACAGAGCUUGCAGGCUCCAGUCGUGCCUCUCAUCUGUCUACUGCUGCUGCUGCGUUGCAGUCAGAGUCAGAGCCAGGGGCUGAGCUGAGCUGGUGUUUUUCUCAGUGAUCUACAGACAGACAGAGCAGUGAGCUGUAAGCUGUGAACAGUACUGUACCUCUGCCACACCACUGCCAUGACAACACUGUGAGUGAAAAGAGAGAGUUCCUCCUGUCCACCACCUCUCUAAAGCUACAGCUGCGGAACCCUGCAGCCACAGACAGAUAAUUACAGAGUAAGACCUGUGUCUACUCUAAGUGUCCCAGUGAGGAGCAUGUGGUGAGGGCCAUGUCUCUGGAGAUGGAGAAGAGUGUCACUAAGUUGAUGUAUGACUUCCAGGGGAACUCUACCUCUGACGACGACUCAGGCUGCGCACUGGAGGAAUACGCCUGGGCGCCCCCUGGUCUCAGCCCUGAGCAGGUGCAUCAGUACUACGGUUCUCUACCUGAGGACAGGGUGCCGUAUGUGAACAGCCCAGGAGAGAAGCACCGCAUCAAACAGCUGAUUCACCAGCUGCCCCCGCACGACAACGAGGUCCGAUACUGCAACACACUGGACGACGAGGAGAAGAGGGAGCUCAAGCUCUUCAGUAACCAGAGAAAGAGGGACAACCUGGGAAGAGGCAAUGUCCGCCCCUUCCCCUUGUCCAUCAGUGGGGCCAUCUGUGAACAGUGUGGGGGCCAGAUAAAUGGACGGGACAUUGUGGUGUUUGCAUCGCGGGCAGGCCACGGCCUGGUGUGGCACCCUCACUGCUUCGUGUGCUGCAUGUGUGAGGAGCUCCUGGUGGACCUCAUCUACUUCCACCAAGAAGGGAAGAUCUACUGCGGCCGGCACCAUGCCGAGAGGCUCAAACCCCGCUGCUGUGCCUGUGAUGAGAUUAUCUUUGCUGAUGAGUGUACGGAGGCGGAGGGCAGGCAUUGGCACAUGAAACACUUCUGCUGCUAUGAGUGUGAGGCUCCGCUGGGCGGCCAGCGCUACAUCAUGAAGGAUGGACACCCACACUGUUGCAACUGCUUUGAGUCCCUCUACGCAGAGUACUGUGACGCCUGCGGUGAACACAUAGGCAUUGACCAGGGCCAAAUGACAUAUGACGGGCAGCACUGGCAUGCCACAGAGGAGUGUUUCUGCUGUGCCCGCUGUAAGCGCUCCCUCCUGGGGCGCCCCUUUCUGCCCAAACAGGGACAGAUCUACUGCUCACGCUCCUGCAGCGCCGGACAGGACCCAGAUGAAUCUGACUCCUCGGACUCGGCCUUCCAGAGUGCCCGCUCCCGUGAGUCCCGCCACAGCACCAAGAUCAUAAAACAGGAUCACCGAAAUACCGAGAAGGAGCGUCGCCAGCCAGCGCCCAUGCCUGACCGUCUGUCUGUCGAGGUGGACCCCCUGUCUAUCCAUAUGGACCGUCUGAGCCUUGGCUCCAUCCAGACACCCAGCCGAACCCCCAGUCGCACCCCAAGCCGCACCCCUAGUCUCAACCAGGUGUGGAUGAGCCGGGACGAACCUUACCCCCCAGCAUACGAGGCAGCCUAUGAGGGCUCCCCGCGGGACCCCUCUCCAACCCCCACGCCCCUGCUCCUGGGCCCGUGUAACCCCAGGCAGGGCUACAGCCCCAGCCCCAAACUCCACCCCCCAACCCAGAGCUCUGGCAACCCAGGGAAGAGGCCUGAGUCCUGGGUUAAAGAGCAGGGCAACACCAAGAGGACGCCCAUGGCGGCAUUGAGGGGCCAAUCCUUCCAGGACAACUGGAUCCACCACAGCCAGGACGAGUUCCGGCCACCCAAGCUGAGAACCCAGAUGAGUUUUAACGAGGUGUCCAGCCAAGGCCAGGGCUUCUCAGACAAGAGGAGCAUCAGCAUGCAUGGCUUCCAGAGAGACAGCAGGCCCCCCCUGACCAGGAACGCCAUGAGCAACGGCAUUAGCUUCACAGAGCCCCUCACCCCUCUGGAACAAACCCCUCGAGGAUCCAUGGAGUCUCUGGCCCUGUCCAACGCUACAGGUAACUCUCUGGAUGGAGUCAAUAAGCGUCAGGAGCACCUGUCCAGGUUCUCCAUGCCAGACCUUAGUAAGGAUUCUGGGAUGAAUGUGUCUGAGAAGAGCAACAUGGGGACACUGGGUUCCCCUGUCCAAUUCCGCAGCUCUGAGUCCCUGACCUCCUCUCGGCUGUACAGGAACCUGAAUGCGCCCGUGCAGGUGGGGUACCCCCUGGGGUACUGGGACGCCCCCCAGCCUCUGGCCUUUGAGGGUAAAGGUCGUGUGGCCCUGAUGGGGAGUAGUGGCAACCUCCGCAUGCCCCCCAUGAUUGAGAGGACACCUCGUCGUCGGCCCAAUGAGCCAGAGCCCAUACGGCAACAACAACUACCAACGCAACCACGGCGACGGAAACACCGCGGCAACGGUAAUGAUGGAAACGGCAACCACCGCAACAGCGGUCGCCACCACCGGCGCUCUCGACGCUCACGCUCUGACAACGCCCUCCACCUGGCGGCCGACCGGGCAAAUCACAUGAUGGAACCACCACACCGUCGCAUUCAGGAGGACUACGACCGUUUCCCCGCCGGCCGCACCGCCCGGGACCUGUUUGGGGUUGGGGGCAUGGGUGGUUACAGACAACAGCCUUAUAGACCCUGCCCUCGCACCACCUCAGAUCUCACCCUGCACAAUGCAGUGGGGGGUGGGGGGAUUCAGCCACUGGGCCUGGGGGGUCCAUACUGUGGUGGAGAGGGGUACGGGGAGGGGGCAGACCCCUGGUGCUCCAGCUGCUCCUCGUCCUCUGAGUCUGAAGAAGAUGAGGGGUACUUCCUGGGUGAGCCCAUCCCCAGACCUAUCCAGCUACGCUACCUCAACAAUGAGGAGCUGCGCCACAGAUACAGCCCUACAGGAGUGGGAGGGAUGGGGGGCCACCAUGGACCCAUACAUGGACCCCUACAUGGAGGAAACCACGGGCAGCUGCACGGACAGCUACAAAUGCGCCAGAGGAGGAAGAGCAAGAACUGCACCAUCUCAUAGAGAGUGGAAGGGAAAAAGAGAGAGAAAGGGAGUGGGAGGGAGACAGAGAAAAAUUAAGUGAGAGAGAGAGUAUGUGAAAGAGUGUAUGUGUAUGUGUCAGAGAGAGAGAGAGACAUAUAUAUUUGAUGUGUGUAAAUUAUACAACUGGCUCUGUGCGCGGGGGGGGGGGGGGGGGGGGGGGAGUGUUGUUUGUGUACACCUACACAGUAUGAUCUAAUCAGAACAGGAAGCCUGCAAUGGACCGGCUUCUUACACAACUGCAAUGUUUACAAUGGUGACUAACGAUUGGCACGAGCAUCACAUUUGUAUUGUUAACUGUUUAUUAUAUACAACAAGAAAGGUUACAGCAAAUUAUAAACUGUGCGUGCGCGUGCGCAUGUGAGAGAUACAUCUAGAGAUACAUCCAAGAAAUACUGGACUUAUUCAUAAAAUGUACUGCCAUAGUAAAACUACUAGCUGUUUUUUCAAACCAGUUAAAACAUUUAUAGAAAUUGGAUUCAUGCAUGCAUAAUAUUCAGUACGUCAACAAGGCAUAAAAUAAUACUGCAAAUAGUUGCAAUUCAUGAUGGAAUUUAGCAACUAUUUAGCAUUGUUUUCCAUCUUGAAACAGACAGGGGAUAAAUUCACCAUGUCUGUAAAGUUUAAUGAAUGCUCCCAAAUGACUCAGUUAAAAGAAGUAAUGGCACACACCAACAAGAGCUCUACGGGCCGAAGUGCUCACGUAUUUUAUGUACCUUACUGGACCUUGGAAAACCACCUGAGUGGACCUCUCAUACCAGUGAUCCACCAAUGACUUAUAAUCAGUCCAUCAAUUACUAAGGAGAACCAAAAACUGCCUGGCACACACUGCAGCCCUCCAAACCAAGUCAACUGGCUGCGUGAUUGUGGGAAAUGUGUGCUAGAUUCUGUACAGUGUUGUCUUUUACCUCAGUGGAAACCAAGAGCUGCUGAAUGUACAGUAUCGUUGGCUAGCCAGCCAUGUUAUCACCCUGUAUAAGUAGCCUGUUGAACCUAACCCUGUGCUGUGUGUUUUACAUAGCCUCCUGCCCUCGCUCCAUCCAUGCUUACCAAGGACAGCUCUAGCCUCUGCUCCUUGACCAUUCAGGCACAGCAGCGUCUCAUAUGGUCCCGUGUUCUCCCGCAACAAGCUUUGUUUUUCAGAGUUAGAAUACCACUACUAGAUUAAUAAUAAUGAAAUAUAAUAAUAACAAUAAUAACAAUAAUAAUACCUGUUAAAUGUAUAUAACAGUAAAAUACAUGUUAUUUAAGUUAUGGAUGUAGUAAUGUAAAUGUUCUGUACAUAAUGACCCUACAUAUUUAUAUAUAUUUUGUAACUACAGAAUCAUUAUUUGUAUAACAUGAUGUAGGGAUAGAAAAGUCUUGCAUGUUUAUUUGUUGAUGUUGUGUCAUAUUGGAAUUAAAGUGGAUUUUAAUGAA
Messenger RNA from Oncorhynchus mykiss (rainbow trout), 4738 nucleotides. Its product is annotated as prickle-like protein 2. Gene Ontology annotation, molecular function: zinc ion binding. Lineage: Eukaryota; Metazoa; Chordata; Actinopteri; Salmoniformes; Salmonidae. The record is from RefSeq and is a predicted model, not a curated record.